AUGAGAGACUAUAAAUUAGUGGUACUUGGUGCAGGUGGUGUUGGUAAAUCCUGUUUAACUGUUCAAUUUGUUCAAGGUGUCUAUUUAGAUACGUAUGAUCCUACUAUCGAGGAUUCGUACCGUAAGACUAUUGAGAUCGAUGGCAAAGUGUUUGACCUAGAGAUUCUUGAUACUGCUGGUGUUGCACAAUUCACAGCAAUGCGUGAAUUAUAUAUUAAAUCAGGAAUGGGAUUUUUAUUAGUUUAUUCAGUGACUGAUAAACAGUCACUAGAUGAAUUGAUGGAAUUAAGAGAACAGGUAUUAAGGAUCAAGGACGCAUCGAGAGUCCCUAUGGUCCUUGUGGGUAACAAAGCAGAUUUGACUGAUGAUAGAGUCAUUAGUGUUGAAGAAGGUAUUGCUGUGAGUACGAAAUGGGGCAGAGUACCAUUUUAUGAAACAAGUGCAUUAUUAAGAAGCAAUGUCGAUGAGGUGUUUGUUGAUUUAGUGAGACAAAUUAUACGAAAUGAAAUGGAAAAUGUUUCGAAACAAGAGUCACGUAAAGCAAGUAUAUCGAGAUUACCUUCACAACAACAACAACAACAACAACAACAACAGCAGUUGAAUGCAAGAAAUAAUGAUCCAAACGAUAAAAAAGCAAUGAAGAGGGAUCGUGAUGUUAGUACUAUGGGUAAUCAACAAAAUACUGGAACCACAAAUAAGACACAAACGACUAAUGGAACAAACACUAAGAGUACAAAUAAGAAACCAAUCAAGAGUAAUUCUACAACAGCGACCCAACAACGUACAACAAUUCCUAAACCUAAGGCCAAGAAGAAAAAGAAGAAGAAUGCCUGUGUUAUCUUAUAA
Maudiozyma saulgeensis is the source of this 846-nucleotide messenger RNA. Lineage: Eukaryota; Fungi; Ascomycota; Saccharomycetes; Saccharomycetales; Saccharomycetaceae. The record is from the annotation of a GenBank genome assembly.